Telopea speciosissima is the source of this 3132-nucleotide messenger RNA. Its product is annotated as ubiquitin carboxyl-terminal hydrolase 8-like. Gene Ontology annotation, molecular function: cysteine-type deubiquitinase activity. The record is from RefSeq and is a predicted model, not a curated record. The coding region runs from base 124 to 2709 and encodes 861 amino acids. The transcript has 13 exons. Gene Ontology annotation, biological process: protein deubiquitination. NCBI's taxonomy places the organism in Eukaryota, Viridiplantae, Streptophyta, Magnoliopsida, Proteales, Proteaceae.
UCCAAAUCCGCCAUUUUCUAUCUCUCGCUUUAAGUCUGUAUCAGGGCUUCAAAUCGUAUGCAUACCGUUAAUAUAUGAAUAUCUUCAGUCAGUUUUGAUCCCGAAGAUCUGAAUUUAUCUGAAAUGGAUGACUGCGCUUCCGACGACUUCGCCGAUGGGGCUCAGCGUCCCAUGUCAGAGGACGAAAGUGUCUACUUCGUUCCUUACUGGUGGUGGAGAGAAGCACAAGAGCCGUCUUCUGGGGAUACUAAUGAGAAUAGAGGGAUUUUAUAUACAGCUCUAUCUACUUCUUACGGAGGACCGUUGAAGAUCAUUAACAACAUAUUCUAUUCGGAUCUCGUUUUCAACCUUAGGAGAGAAGAGGAUUCUGGGCAAAAUGACCAUGCUGAGGAGGGAAUUUCUGGCCGGGAUUAUGCAUUGGUUCCUGGGGAAAUGUGGUUGCAAGCUCUCAAAUGGCACAGUGAUUCUAAUGUGACAAUGAAGGAUGGUAGAUCCUCUUUGGCUGCAGAAGGUGAUAUGGCAGAUGUAUACCCCUUACAACUCAGGCUAUCUGUUAUGCGAGAAACAAUUUUGUUGGCUGUGAAAAUUAGUAAGAAGGACAAUACAACUGAACUCUACAAAAGAGCCUGCAAGAUUUUCAGUGUUGAAUCUGAGCUGGUACGCAUAUGGGACUUCUCUGGGCAGAUAAACCUGUUUUUCAAAAGUGACAGAAAUAAGUUUCCUAAAGAUGGUCAGCGUCUGUCAGAAGAGAUUCUCCUGAAGCUUCAAGUUUAUGGAUUGUCAGAUUCCAUGAAGUAUGGAGAAGGGAGGAAAAAUGAACUGCCAGUCCAACAGUCUAAGAUGGCAGUUUCUUUGUGGGGUAGCUCUCUUUUCAUGAAUGGCAGCAUCGGAGAGUCUGGUUCUUUGGGCUUGACAGGAUUACAAAAUCUUGGAAAUACUUGUUUCAUGAACAGUGCUAUCCAGUGUUUGGCACAUACACCGAAGCUUGUUGACUAUUUCCUUGGAGAUUACAGUAGAGAAAUAAACACAGAUAAUCCAUUGGGCAUGAAUGGUGAAAUUGCUUUAGCAUUUGGAGACUUAUUACAGAAGUUGUGGGUUCCUGGGGCAACUCCAUUGGCACCAAGAGUGUUCAAGUCAAAGCUUGCUCGUUUUGCCCCCCAAUUUAGUGGCUUCAACCAGCAUGAUUCCCAAGAGCUUCUUGCUUUUUUGUUGGAUGGACUCCAUGAAGAUCUAAAUCGUGUGAAAUGUAAGCCUUACGUAGAAGUCAAGGAUGCAGAUGGUCGUCCAGAUGGAGAAGUGGCUGAUGAAUUUUGGUGGAAUCAUCUGGCUCGUAAUAACUCCAUCAUAGUUGAUGUAUGCCAAGGUCAAUACAGGUCAACAUUAGUUUGCCCUCUUUGCAAGAAAGUCUCUGUUACAUUUGAUCCCUUUAUGUAUCUAUCACUACCGCUACCUUCAACAACAAUGCGGACAAUGACUGUGACAAUCUUGGGCACUGAUGGAACUACCUUGCCCUGUCCAAUAACAGUAACUGUGCCCAAGGUUGGAUAUUGCAGGGAUCUUAUUCAGGCGUUAAGCAAUGCUUGUUCUUUAAGGAGUGAUGAGACCCUAUUGGUGGCAGAGAUAUAUACGAAUCGCAUUAUUCGUUAUCUAGAGGAGCCAUCUGAUUCACUGUCUUUGAUUAGAGAUGAUGAUCAACUUGUUGCUUAUCGCUUACCAAAAGAUCUUGAUAGAUUCCCUUUGGUUGUGUUCAUGCAUCAGCGUGUGGAGCAGUACAUCCAUGGGAAGGCUACACCAUGUAUGAAGGCGUUUGGAAUCCCUCUUGUAUCGAGGCUCUGUAAUGUUGUUAAUGGAUCAGAUAUCCACGACCUUUUCCUGAAAUUGCUCAAUUCAUUUCUAAUACACAAUGAAAGUGUCUUAGACACUCUUGAUGAUAGUGAAAACAAUGCAAAAGAUGAAAUUAAUGAGAUGGAGGAUGCCACAAGCCUUGGUAGUGGUGGAAAGCCAGCUGAUGAAAUGGGGGAUGGCCAGCUUUCUGAUACUGAGUUUCAGUUCUACCUAACAGAUGAGAGGUGUGCAGUAAAAGACUUCAAGAUAGAAAUGAACAAGCCAGUGCUGGAAAUAGGGUUGCCUAAGCGGUUCUUUGUACUUGUAUCUUGGCCUAGUGACAAGAUUGAGCAGUAUGAUACAUCCCUUCUCAGUUCAUUAACUGAGGUCUUUAAGUCAAGCUUUAUUGUGAGAAGGCCUCAAGAAUCUGUUUCUCUAUAUGCAUGUCUGGAGGCAUUUCUGAAGGAGGAGCCUUUAGGACCAGAAGAUAUGUGGUACUGCCCUGGCUGCAAGAAGCAUCGACAAGCGAGCAAGAAACUAGAUCUCUGGAGACUGCCAGAGAUUUUUGUUAUUCAUCUAAAGAGGUUCUCAUACAGCCGCUUCCUGAAGAACAAGCUUGAGACAUUUGUGGACUUCCCCAUUCAUGACCUUGACCUGGCUACCUACAUUGCUCACAAUAGCAGCCACUUGUCCAACCGCUACAUGCUAUAUGCUGUUAGUAAUCAUUAUGGGGGCAUGGGAGGUGGUCACUAUACUGCAUUUGUCCAUCAUGGGGGUAAUCAGUGGUAUGAGUUUGACGACAGCCAUGUUUUCCCUGUUAGUGAGGACAAGAUAAAGACAUCAGCUGCUUAUGUUCUUUUCUACAGGAGAGUCAUGGAUGCAUGAUAUCACAUAUACAAUUAGAAUAACUUCUAACCAUUCGAAACCAGUAUGAAGCUAGAGUUACCUGGAUGAUCCCCUUCUAUUUGGUAGUCUAACAUGUAUUGUAGCAUUCUUUUAUUGUCGGAAUUCCAUGGUUUGCAUUAACCUACUGGCACGGACGAAUAAGAAAGGAGGAUCUUGAGCAGAAUGGUCGUCCCUUAGAUGACUCUAACAUUGUAACAAUUAUGAGUUGAUAUUCUUAUCUUUUAAGCGAGUACCUGUUCAUCCUUUGUUAGUUCUUUACAUGUAUACCUUUCUAUCAAAGGAAAGUCUGUCCCUGAUUUUUGUUUUUCUGAAAGGGAUAGCAGCUUCCACCAAAUUAAGGUGUAUUUGUUGUUUAUUUUUAGUGAUGUGCUUUUUAGUGAAUUUCUUAGUCAGUGUGAUUGG